Trichoderma atroviride IMI 206040 is the source of this 1429-nucleotide messenger RNA. RefSeq lists its product as uncharacterized. Lineage: Eukaryota; Fungi; Ascomycota; Sordariomycetes; Hypocreales; Hypocreaceae. The record is from RefSeq and is a predicted model, not a curated record.
GUCUCAUCUCUCUUAGACUUGGAUUUUUAUCUCUUGGGCACAAGUAGUUUGAGCAAAGUACUUUGAGAACGAAAACGGUACGCAAAGAUGAUGAAUCAAACACCUCCCGAGCAUGGCCUCCCGGCAACGCCAGAUGCGACCGGCGGAGACAGCCCAGCAAAACGCCGGCGGCUUAACCCAGGCCCCUCAAGCCCAACACGAGAGGCUCGCGUUGUGUUGAACGAUGAUCCAGCAAGGGAAGAUCAACGUCUCCUGGCCAACGCCCAGUUGCAGGCUUUAGACGUUGAUGCCGAGGUUGAUGGAGACAACCACCCGGAGAUUGACCUUGGCCUGUGGUAUAAACUCGCUUGCCGCCCCUAUCUGCUGAACUUCGCAUCCAAAGUGCCUUCGUACGAAGUGAAGAGAAUCACACAGGAUGCAGAAGCGCACCAAAACUGGAUCAAGGACGACUUGCUACGGACGGGGCGCGCACUCUUGACUCUCGAAUUUGACGCAAGGAGACUGGUCCAAGAGCAGGAACAAUGGCGCAUGGCCAAAGGUGGGCUUCGGAAUAAGUUGCGCAACAUUUUUUCCAAGAAGAGCGCACGCCAACAUGACGCGCCUCGGGGGCAGCAAUCGCGUGAUGAUACGGGGUCGGUUCUAUCGGAUGGAUCUGGCGGCUCAUGGGGAACGGCCAAUUCCAAAUCGUCCCAAACCUCCGAGUCUGCCAUGAAUGAUGUUGAACAGAGCUAUACUCUGCUUCUAAGAGUCAUUGGACAAGUUUGUGAAAAGCUGGCUCCCAGUUCCAUUUUAUUUGGCGUAGUGAAUUUAGAGACCAAAGAUCUCGAAACCGCUGUGAGGAGGCUAGAGGAUUCUUUGCGAAGCCAUCAAGACAACGUUCGAGACAUAGGUUUCAGCGACGUUGGCCUUGCUUUAACCAAAUGCCAUCCACGCUUUGAGGAAGGAGUACUUAGGAAGCUAGAAGAGAAUAAACUGAGAUAUCGGAGGAAUAGAUAUAACAAGAGAGUGAAAAUCGGAGAUGAGAGAGUUCGGCGAAUUGAAGAACAUACUGCUAUGCUGAAGAUAGUAGCGGACAUUGGAAGACAGAUUGACGAAAUCAUGGCGCAAGGUAAGGCAGUGUUUGAUGAAUUUUGCGACAAGUCACUGCUGUUCAUGGAUGAUAUUGUCCACUCGGCGGCGCAAGCAACAAGCUGCAGAGUAGAUGACGUUCUUUAUAACGACGUACUCGUGAGGAGAAGGUUUCCAAUGGAAUAGAACAUGGAAAGGAGUUAUACUAGUAGUUGACUUGGUACUCCAUAGAAAUCUUAUAUAGAUUAGCUUGGAGAGGUCUGGCGAUGAUGGCGACAUACAGAAAUGCAUGGCAAUGAAAUGGUGAGAUUUUUAACAGUUUUUAUAUACUUGGUUUAAUAUUAUAUCAACAUAUUUAUAG